AUGGCGUCCUCUGCAACUCUACUGGAGAAAGUGCCUAAGCCGUGGGCGGCGCUGGUGCGGCCAUUCCUGCAGCGCUCGCACGAGUUCGAAGACAAGGCGCCGCUCGUGGCGUACUACCUGCGCACGCACGUCGCCUUCCUGUGCAUGCGGCAGCGGAGCAAGGAAGACAAGGAAGGCACCGCCUUCCUCAUGACCCUGCUUGACGAGCUGGAGGCGAGCAAGGCGCACCUCGGUACGCAGCUGCAAGGCGUUGAUGGGCGGACGGUGCUCACCAAGUUUGCACUCAUGCUCUUCGCCCGCGCCGAUGACGCGGAACGGACCGGGAACGCGUCCAUGGCGAUUGUGCGCCUCUUCUACACCGCGUCCAUACUGUUCGAGGCGACGGCGCAGUUCACCGACGACGGUGCCAUGGACUCCAUUGCGGCACAGAAAAGCAAGUACGCCAAGUACAUCGCCACCCGCAUGAAGAAGGCACUCGGCAAGAAUGAGGCCUACGUGAGCCCCAACAAGCUGGAGGCGGCGGACGAGGAUGCGGCGGACGAGGAUGCGGCGGACGGUGUCGGCGACGCGAAUGGCGCGGGCCAGGCGACAACGUUCACGACGGCGCCGGCGAGCUGCUUCAUGCGGCCGACAUCGCAGCCCACGUCCGACUCCAACCGGGCGCCAGCGCCAAGCACCGCGCACGAAAACUUACCUGCCCCGCCGUAUACGCCUCCACCGGCGACGCAGAAGCUUGACACGCCGCCGCCACCGUACACUCAGGGAAAAAGCAAGACACCAGUGCAGCCAUCUCCCAUGAAGAACAAGUACGCGCCACCGCAGCCUCAGCACCCAUCACAGCAGAAGCAACAGCAGCAGCGGCUCUCCACCAGCUCGGCAGUGCCGAGCCUCCCGCCGCAGCCGUCCUCCGCGCAGCAGCGGUACGCGGCUCCGCCGAGCGCCAGCGGCGGCGGCGGCGCGACCGGCUUCAAGCCCUCCAUAGACCAGAUGAUCGACGCCCAGAAGUUGGCCAGCCAGGCAGUGAGUGCGCUUCAAUUCUAUGAUUACGAAAAUGCGAAGCAGCAACUGGUGGCGUCGCUGCGAGUGCUGAACGGGGUUCAGUGA
This is a messenger RNA of Leishmania mexicana MHOM/GT/2001/U1103, 1104 nucleotides long. RefSeq lists its product as hypothetical. The record is from RefSeq and is a predicted model, not a curated record. Gene Ontology annotation, biological process: late endosome to vacuole transport via multivesicular body sorting pathway. Gene Ontology annotation, cellular component: multivesicular body. The coding region runs from base 1 to 1104 and encodes 367 amino acids. Lineage: Eukaryota; Euglenozoa; Kinetoplastea; Trypanosomatida; Trypanosomatidae. The transcript has a single exon.